Messenger RNA from Exserohilum turcica Et28A, 1582 nucleotides. RefSeq lists its product as uncharacterized. The record is from RefSeq and is a predicted model, not a curated record. The transcript has a single exon. Bases 24 to 1517 code for a protein of 497 amino acids. Gene Ontology annotation, cellular component: mitochondrial large ribosomal subunit. NCBI's taxonomy places the organism in Eukaryota, Fungi, Ascomycota, Dothideomycetes, Pleosporales, Pleosporaceae. Gene Ontology annotation, molecular function: structural constituent of ribosome.
CGCUGCCUCCCGCUCAACAUACCAUGCAUGCCCGGUGCCAAUUGCUCACCGGACGAGCACCGGCCCCAGGAGCCGUCGUCCGCUGUGCUCAGUUUGCGCAGCGGACGUAUGCGACCACUACACCCCCGCCAAUAGUAAAGAACCCUCUGAAGCGACGACGCGGCGGUGAUCUCGGCUCCCACCUUCCCAAAAAUGUCAUUCCAAAAGAUGCAUUCAUUCCGGCAUACCCAUACGGCGACCGCCAGCUGUUCAAGCAAUCAAACAAGGGCCUCUAUGGCGAGCAGAUGAUACGGUUCGGCAACAAUGUCUCCAAGGACACCGAGACCAAGACCCGGCGGAAUUGGAAGCCGAAUGUUCUUUCUAAGAGUCUGUACUCGGUGGCCUUGAAGAAGAGGAUAAAGCUGCGCGUUACAGCCAAGGUGCUCAAGGUCAUGGAUCGUGAAGGUGGUCUGGACGAGUACCUGCUCAAGGACAGCGUGGCACGCAUCAAAGAACUUGGACCUAUGGGAUGGGCACUGCGAUGGACUUUGAUGCAGAGGCCUGAGAUUAUUGAGCGACUGCGAGCCGAUGCUGCUGCUCUGGGGAUAGACCAGGCUACCAUUGACAAACAAUGGCCGACUCCUCAGAUGAUGUCUGAGCGCAAGGCAGCCGAGGGCGCACUUGCACAGGAAAUGCACGCCGAGGGGCUUGAAAACGCAGAGUUUGCUGAAAGCGAGGGGCAACAGAUGUGGGCGCCAGACGAAGCUGACACGCCCAAGAGCAUCGCUGAUGAGGCGGCACCCUCUAAAAGUGAGAAGAGAACAGCGGUCAAGGCUGCCCAGGAAUACAUCAAAGCCGUCCAUGCUGCAGAACGUUAUUUCAAGCGAGGUGUCGUGGACAGCGUGGAGGAGGGCCUGAAACUGGCCUUUGUUCGGGCCACCGAGCGCGCACAGGCGGCCGUUCUCCUCAGGCAAAAGCUCGACAAGAGAUACCAAGAAGCAGGCAUCACUGUCCAGGAGCUUCAGGAAGUCCGAAAUCGCUUCAACCUGCCCAACAUCAAGGACCAUACUACGAGAAGAAUCGCUUACAACCAGCGAAAGCGAAAGGAGAUUGACGAGGCUGGCGGCCUAGAAGCUUGGAAAGCAGCCACUCAGGGCGAAAAGAGCGCUGCAUUUGCUGCUCGAAUCGAAGAAGCCGGGGGCAGAGAAGCUUUCAACGACGCCAAGAAGGCAGAGUAUGCCAGCCUCAUUGCAGAAGCAGAGACAGCCUCGACCAACGAGGCUCUCGACGCUGAACGGCGGUCAUUCCUCGAGACUGCCAUUCAAAAGGCAGACAAGGCCAUCAAGGCCAGGGCCGCUGGGGGCAAAGACGACUACGUCGAGUCGGUGUUGGAGGACUUUCGCAAGCAAAUCACGACUGAGGCCAGUUUGAGUGAAAUCUACCAGGGCUCAAGGCACGAGAAGAAGGCUACGGGUGAUGCGUGGGCGGCGCUCGUUCAUUCAAGCAACAUGCCUACGGAAAGUCAGCCUCGCGCCUAAGCAGGCUACAUGGUUGUAAUUUGGUUACCUUGUACAAAUACCGUAUGUAUACCAAGUAACUUUGC